Messenger RNA from Henningerozyma blattae CBS 6284, 756 nucleotides. It is a transcript of the gene RPA34, whose product is annotated as DNA-directed RNA polymerase I subunit RPA34. The transcript has a single exon. Gene Ontology annotation, biological process: transcription by RNA polymerase I. The record is from RefSeq and is a predicted model, not a curated record. Lineage: Eukaryota; Fungi; Ascomycota; Saccharomycetes; Saccharomycetales; Saccharomycetaceae. The coding region runs from base 1 to 756 and encodes 251 amino acids.
AUGUCCAAAGCUACCUUAUCGAAGGAAUAUAUAUCUGAUUCUGAAUCUGAAUCAGUUCAUGAAGAUGAUAGCCCUGUUCAAUCAUUUGAAGUUCCCAAACAAUUCAAAAAAAUUGAAAAUUUAAAAAAAUUUCCAACCUCCAAAAAAUUAAAAGAAAAUAAAGAAGAACUAUGGCUAAUUAAAGUUCCAACCACUUUGGAUAUCUCUACUUUAAAAACUUUACCGAUUAAUAAAGACUCAAAAUUAUCUUCAGUUAUUGAGUUAAAAGGUGAGAAGAGAUCUAAUAAAGCUUACUCUAUCAGCGAGUCUGUUGUUCAACAUGAAGGUAGUGACAGCAGCAAUUUUUCAUUGCUAGUUCCAGACGAAGAAAGAACUUCAUUAAAAUUAAGUAAUAAGAAUAAAUCCUUAAACUUUGAUAGAGUGUUUACAAUUAAUGAAAUGGUAAAAAUUCCUGAAAUUGCAUAUGAUAAAAUUAGAGUUCCUCGUGAAAAUGUUGUUAAACCUAAAAAUUUAACUUUGAAACAUUUUGCAACUGGUUAUUCAGCAAGUGACUUUGGCCUAGAAGAUGAACAAUCUAACAAAUCGAAGAAACGUAAAUCAUCUGAUGUAAUAAAUGAAGAAACUCACAAGGAAGAACAAACUCAAAAAGAAGAACCUGCUACAAAAAAGAAAAAGGAAAAGAAGGAUAAGAAAGAUAAAAAGAAGAAGAAGAAGGAAAAAAAUAAAUUAGAUACAGAUAACAGUCGAGUAUCGUGA